CAGCAGAGAGGAAGUGGGUCUACAACAGACCCACGUUUGGAAAGUCUGUUUAAUAAUAUGAUCCUUUAAGAUAUUUUGUCUCAAUACAAUUGAAAGCAAUGCUAGUGUAUAAAAUUAGAACCGCGUUGCUAAGAGUGCAGGAAAAUUAGACAGGUGUCAAAUACUGUAGCUAGCUAGAUACAUUUGAUAUUGUAUUGUAUUGUGAUCACUUUGAGAAAGUGUCCACCUAUCAUACUUUUUCAAAACCAAAACUUGGCACGGCAUUGGUCCUUGUCCACCUUCAUGGCCUAUGGCUAUGUUAUGCACCCCCUUAUAAUUACCAGUGACUAUAGAACAAUCACAUUUAUUCGUUUUUAACAGUGGUUCAUCGACACAGAGGGUUUCAAACCUCCAAUCCUCCAAUUUUACCUAUUUGAUCCUAGAGAACUCCAGUAACCACAAUUCCUGCUACUGUUUACAUCCCAUUCGUGACGUCAUUCAAGAAGCGACAAGAUAACCACUGACAACUUUCUAACUGAAGACAGAUUUAUAAUUAUGGCUUUCACUUGAGUUUAGUUCUCAAUAAAUACUUUUGCGCGAUAUUGAUUGCUCGAUCAUAUGCGUGUGAAUGCUCAUCUUGCGAUUGGAGACCAGCAAUAACGUGUUAUUUCAAAUUUCGCGCUGUACAGACCGCCAGACGAUAGGCUGGUAUUCAGGCUAGCUAAUCAACAGUGAAUUAGUUACCACUGCUAACUCGCUAGCUACCUAGAUCCAAACGUAUCAUAUCCCCAAUUCUGCUCAUCAAAAAAAAUGCAAACGACCGACAUUGGAAACAAGGAGGAGGGAAAAGUAUGGCAUCGAAAACCAACACCAAGUAAUACUGGUGUCAUGGUCACAGUGAUUCGCAGUGCAGCUGCCUACCAGUCCAAAACAGUCCGCUUCCUUCAUGUCACCUUCGACACCACAGGAGACUCUUUCCUGGCUGGAGAUCACCAUGGGAAUAUUUAUGUCUUAGACAUCACCAGAAACAGGUUUAGACUUGUCCAGAAAACCGGUCAAGCAUGCACUGCCUUGGCCUUCAACUUGCGCAGAACAACGGAAUUCUUGGUUGCUCUUGCAGACUACUCCAUCAAGUGCUUUGACAAAGAUACGAAGCAGCUGGUGAGCUGGAUGCGGGGUCACGAGGGGGCGGUAUCCUCCGUGUCGGUCCAUGGCUCUGGCCGCUACGCCAUCAGUACAUCAGCUGACACGGCUCAGCUCUGGGACCUGGACACCUUCCAGAGGAAGAGGAAACUCAAUGUCCGCCAGUCUGUCGGCAUACAGAGGGUGUUCUUUCUUCCUCUGGGGAACACCAUCCUCAGCUGUUUCAACGAUGACUCCAUCUUUGCCUGGGAGAGUGACACGUUGUUCUGCAAAUACCAGCUGCCUGUUCCUGAUGAGGGACCCAGGAUACACUACAAGGCAUUUGCUGUCACACGUGAUGGGAAGAUUCUGGCUGCAGGGGGCAGAUCCAACCUUCUCCAUCUGUGGUGUUUGGACACCAGGCAGCUGCUUAGAGUGGUCCAGAUGCCUCCCAAGGUCCGCACUGUCAGACAGCUGGAGUUCCUACCAGACAGCUUCGAUGGUGGGGCCAGCCAGACUCUUGGGGUGCUGAGUCAGGAUGGUGUGAUGCGUUUCAUCAACAUCCAGACCUGCAAGCUGCUCUUCAACAUCGGAUCCCAUGAUGACGCCAUCACCUCAGCCACCGUCAGUCCCAACGGACGCCAUAUUGUCACGAUAAUGGACGACGGCAGCCUAAACAUCUACAGUGUUCAGUGUCUGACCCAGGACUACAACAAGCCUCCUCCGUCCCUGGUCAAAGUGGUGUCUGGUGGAGAGUGUUCCGCUCUGACAAUGAAGGUGAAGUCAGAAGGGGUCCAGCGGCCGGCCAAAAACCCUGGUCGACGGGUCAAGACCAAAGUCCUGAGGCCUCCAGCUGUCCCCAUGACAGAGGAUAAAGAGAAUGAACUGCCUGACGGUCUAAACAAGAAGAGACUUGUGACGUUACUGAAGGCAUUUGGAGAAUAUCCAGCUAAAUACAGGAUGUUUGUGUGGAGGUCCCUCCUGCGUCUACCAGAGAACCACGCAGCUUUCAGCAGUCUGACCGAUAAAGGCCUGCACUCUGCCUACCUCAGCAUCCAGGAGCGAUACCCCAUCAAGAGCCACAAACUGCAGCGGGGUCUUCAACGAGUGUUGUCUGCACUAGCCCACUGGGCGGCCAUCUUUGGAGAGACAGACUACCUCCCUCUGAUGGCGUUUCCCUUCGUCAAGCUCUUCCAAAAUAACCCACUGCUCUGUUUUGAAGUGGUCGCCACCACCAUAGUGAACUGGUGCCAGCACUGGUUUGAAUACUUCCCCAACCCUCCUCUCAACGUACUGAGCAUGGCAGAGAAUGUUCUGGCUCACCAUGACAAGGAACUGCUGCAGCACCUCAUCGACUGUGGAGUCACCUCUCAGCUGUAUGUGUGGCCCCUGUUAGAGACUCUGUUCUCUGAGGUGCUGACCAGAGAUGAGUGGCUCAAACUGUUUGACAACGUCUUCUCUAACCAUCCUGCCUUCUUAUUGGUAUCUGUGGUCUCAUAUGUCACCUGCUGCCGUGCCCCACUACUGCUCUGCAGCCACAAAGAGGACUUUGAGUAUUUCUUCCACCACCGUAACAACCUGGAUGUCAGCUCCGUGAUAAAGGAGACCUACAGGCUGAUGGAGAGCACCCCAGCAGACAUCCACCCCAGGAACAUGCUGGAUGACUUUCAGCCUCUGACCAGGGGACAGUACCCGGUCUUCAACAAGUACCCCACCUACAUAGUGGAGUACCAGUCUCAGGAGAGAGAGAGGAUACGCCAACAGGAAGUGGACUACCUCAGAGAGAGGCAGGCGGUGCAGGAGCUGCGUGCGAAGGCUGUUCAGAGGCAGGCUGAGGACGAGGCAUGGUACACCCAGCAGGAGAUACUGCAGCAGGCUGAGGAGAAACGCAGGGACAUCCUACAGCAGGAGGAGAGCAAGCUGGCUGAACAGAGAACCAGGUUAACAGCCAUGAAGCGUGAGUUGAAGGUGAAGGAGCUCCAGCUGAUGGAUGCUGCUAGGAGACGCUUCCUGCAACAGCAGCAGGACCAGAGACUGACUGAACUACACAGACUGGACGAGCAGAUACAGAGGAAGAUGAACACCAGAGACCAGGAGACGGCAGCAGCAGUACAGGAUAUACAAGUCAGACAGAUGGAGCUGGAAGCACAGAGACGGCUGUUUGAACAGCAACUGGCCAAGGAGCAGGUGCGUGUGACUCAGGAGGUCAGAGCAGAGGUGGAUACCAGGAGACACAGGUCAGAGGUCGAGGAGACCACCUUCCAACACCUCCUUAACAACGACACUGACGUCAGCCUGGGAACCAAGAAGGUUCUAGAGGAGUGUUUAGCUGAAGCAGGCCAGCUGGGAGUGGACACCGAGUGGCAGGCUGAGGUGAUGAGGCGUCUAGACCAGGAGGAUGCAGCCCGGGACAGACACUACCACCAUCUGGCUGGACUACACAGAGAGACCCUCACCAAGGAGCAGCAGCUAGUUAACAUCAUGGAGGACGUAGAGGGACAGAGGUGGGAGGAGGUGGUGUCUCAGAAGGCCCAGCUAGAGGAGCAGAGGCAGGCUGCAGCCACAGCCGAGGCCAACAGGAGAGUCUUCCUCAGCCAGGAGGAAGAGGAGAACGAGCAGCACAGAGACAACCUCCGCAGGAGCCAGGACCACUCACUCAGUGAGCCCAGCACCAUAGAAAUAUGUUGUGGAGAGAAUAGGCAGUCAGGUCCUCUAUACAUUAUAUAUUUAUCUGCAGUAUGCUGAGCAUUCUACCCCACCACCCACACUACUACAUUUACAGUCCUGUCACCUAAGGUUUCAGUGUUCCUCUAAGCUAAUAGUUGAUGUUGAAGGUUUCAGUGUUCCUCUAAGCUAAUAGUUGAUGUUGAAGGUUACAGUGUUCCUCUAAGCUAAUAGUUGAUGUUGAAGGUUACAGUGUUCCUCUAAGCUAAUAGUUGAUGUUGAAGGUUUCAGUGUUCCUCUAAGCUAAUAGUUGAUGUUGAAGGUUUGUGUUCCUCUAAGCUAAUAGUUGAUGUUGAAGGUUACAGUGUUCCUCUAAGCUAAUAGUAGAUGUUGAAGGUUUCAGUGUUCCUCUAAGCUAAUAGUAGAUGUUGAAGGUUUCAGUGUUCCUCUAAGCUAAUAGUUGAUGUUGAAGGUUACAGUGUUCCUCUAAGCUAAUAGUAGAUGUUGAAGGUUUCAGUGUUCCUCUAAGCUAAUAGUUGAUGUUGAAGGUUUCAGUGUUCCUCUAAGCUAAUAGUUGAUGUUGAAGGUUACAGUGUUCCUCUAAGCUAAUAGUAGAUGUUGAAGGUUUCAGUGUUCCUCUAAGCUAAUAGUUGAUGUUGAAGGUUUCAGUGUUCCUCUAAGCUAAUAGUUGAUGUUGAAGGUUACAGUGUUCCUCUAAGCUAAUAGUAGAUGUUGAAGGUUACAGUGUUCCUCUAAGCUAAUAGUAGAUGUUGAAGGUUACAGUGUUCCUCUAAGCUAAUAGUAGAUGUUGAAGGUUUCAGUGUUCCUCUAAGCUAAUAGUUGAAGGUUUCAGUGUUCCUCUAAGCUAACAGUUGAUGUUGAAGGUUAGUGUUCCUCCAACGGCUGGCAGUGUAUGGGGUGUUGGUGACUAAUACAGUAUGUUUUGGCAGGUCAACAGUGGGAGAUGAGAGCCAGGUCUCCGUGCUCCACUAGUGGCCUGCUUCACAAUCCUGUUGCUGGUCCUCAUCAGUCUCAACAACGUCACAGUCCCAACAACAUCUGUCUAAACAACCAGUCCACCUCAGACGACUCCACUUGCUUCUCUCUGGACCGGGGUCGAGGGGAGCUGGACUGCAGAGAGAGGGAGUUGAUGCAGAACAUCAGAGAGCUGCGGCAGAAAAUGGCGGCCCGCGCCAAAAACUCCAACUCUACCGUCUCCCAGUAACCACGACGACACACAAACACACCUGCUGUGCCUUUUUUGUUUUGCAUAUCUCGACUUGAAAAGGAAACUGAAAUGGUUUGUGGUUUUCUGCUCGUUUGAAAGAAGAUGCUGAUAUUAUUUGCCUUAACAAACAGCUGUCCUCUAACCACAACCCUGGUGUUGACUAGUUAAAGAGGGAUUCAAUGAAACCAUUCCAUGGUCUUAAUGAGAUUUGUAGCACAACCGUCUCCUGUGUAUAUUUUGUUAUUUAAGUUGUUUUUAAGUAUUGUUGUAUCAACUCUGAGUCAUUUUAUCUCUGCCUUGUUGACUAGUUUCAGUCUUUGACAGACUAUACUCAUCAGUCGUGCUCUGGUCUGAUGGUGACUUAUGACUUGCUAACCUCAGCAUAGGUAUCCAGGUCAUUCACCUUUUAAUAAAGCCUUAGCAAAUCAAA
Oncorhynchus keta (chum salmon) is the source of this 5423-nucleotide messenger RNA. It is a transcript of the gene tbc1d31, whose product is annotated as TBC1 domain family, member 31. The transcript has 22 exons. The record is from RefSeq and is a predicted model, not a curated record. Gene Ontology annotation, molecular function: protein binding. Bases 790 to 3846 code for a protein of 1018 amino acids. Gene Ontology annotation, cellular component: centrosome. Lineage: Eukaryota; Metazoa; Chordata; Actinopteri; Salmoniformes; Salmonidae.